Messenger RNA from Dentiscutata erythropus, 760 nucleotides. The record is from the annotation of a GenBank genome assembly. Lineage: Eukaryota; Fungi; Glomeromycota; Glomeromycetes; Diversisporales; Gigasporaceae.
AUCAUCGGAGAGAAUUGUGAUUCCAUUCGGACCAGGAGGGCAAGAUGGUAAACCCGACUUAUUCUCGACAAAUACUAAUAAUAACAGUAUGGGACAUAAUAUGCCUUCUUUGGACGUAUUAUGUCAGUCGACCUUCCAGGGAAGCAAAAAUACCAGCGUCAAGAGUGAAAACGAUGCUAAUACUACAGAAAGCUUCAAAUAUUGCCUGACCAAAGAGCAAUCCAUUCAUUGCAGGCAUCCUUUGGGAAACUGUGUCGAAUCGGUACUCUGGGAGGCACUACGUGGACGAAGAAAAUCCAGACGAAACCGUGUCGUCUUAUCCAUGUCUCAAAUGUCAAAACGUAUUGAACAAGAUGAAUCACUUCGCAAUAAUACACUUAUGGUAGUUGACACGUUUAAAGAUGAAUCUAGCCGUCGUCAUCUUGCAUCUUCUAUUGGUUGCGAGCUUCCUGUUAGUAGUGAUGAUCCAAAAGAACUUACCUAUUAUAUGACAAAUGUUGCACAAUUCGGCUUUGAUCAUAUCAUUAUCAUUGGGGAGAUUGAAAAUGGAAUGAUUUUUUUGGAUUGCUAUGGUCGUGUGUUUCAAUGGGAGGAAGAAUGUCAGAUGUUGUGGCCACUCGGAAAUUCUUUGGAAGAAACAAUGUCAAAUGAUGAGAAAAAUCAAGUGCCAUGGUAUUGGGAGUAUGAUGGAGCUGUAUAUGAGUUCAAAGAAUUACUUCAACAAGAAUCUAUUAAUGCAAAAACAAAAAUUAACAAGUGA